CUCUUGGUCUUCUUCGGACAUGGCACAUUCCUUGACCUCACUCGCCGUUUUCCAGAGCGUCACCCGUAAAGAGAUGAUGAGGAGUUUGCAUGUGUAUGGAUCGGUGGAGAUUGAGAGAGAGUUCUUGUUCAAGAGUAAAAGCUGUUAUGUAGAGAAGAAAGCGAAGCCUCUGUUUCGUUCGGAAGAUUUCCGGCGACCGGAGAUCUCGGAAGGGUCGGUUUUUGGCACGUGGCGUUGUAUCUUUGUCUUCCGGUUUAAUCACUCGCUUCCUCGGUUUCCUACUCUUCUCUGUCUUUCAAGAAACCCUAAGCUGGAGGACAUCCCUAAUUUAGCCAAUGAGCUCAAGUUUAUUUCCGAGUUAAAACCGAAGAAACCAUUAAAGAUUUCUGAAGAAGAACAAAUUUCUGAAGAUGAACAGUGCAGUACAGACGAGUAUUAUAACUCUGAUCUGCCUAAACCGCGAAAGCUCGUUUUGAAACAAGAUCUUAACUGCCUUCCUGAUUCAGAAACCGAAUCCGAGGAAUCCGAAAACGAAAAAACUGAACAUUCGGAAUCAGAUGCUAAGUCUGAGAUUUUGGAGAGGAAGAAGAGGAGGACAACAUCCAGACAAGUUGCUGAACUUUCCUUAGAAGAUCUUUCAAAAUACUUUGGUCUUACUAUCGUGGAAGCUUCUCGGAAUCUCAAUGUCGGUCUCACUGUUUUGAAAAAGAAAUGCAGAGAGUUUGGAAUUCCCCGGUGGCCUCAUAGGAAGAUCAAAUCUCUCGACAGUCUCAUCCAAGAUCUUCAGAGGGAAGCAGAGAAGCAGCAGGAAAAGAAUGAAGCAGCAGCAAUGGCGAAAGACAAGAACAAGAACAAGAAGAAAGAAAAGGCUCAUGAAAUGGGUCUUUGUAUUUCAUUCUUUUCCUCUUCCUCUCCUUCCAAAACAGGUCUCCAUAGUCAUGCCACCACGAACAACCACAGCAAUGGAACUGAUUUCUCGUCGUCAACGACCACCACGGGCGCGACAACAAGCAGCAGCGUCGGACAACGGAGCCAAUUCUCCGAAGUGGGGAGCGAUAUUUCCGGUGGGAUUAUAAGUGAUUCCGGUAAACUACUGGAAUCGCCAAAUCUCAAAGUCUAUAGCUUUCUGGAUCUUAAAACGGCGACGAAGAAUUUCAAACCGGAUUCGAUGUUGGGUCAAGGAGGAUUCGGGAAAGUAUACAGAGGUUGGGUCGAUGCCACGACUCUUGCUCCUUCCAGAGUCGGUUCUGGUAUGAUCGUAGCCAUCAAGAGAUUGAAUUCAGAGAGUGUUCAAGGAUUUGCAGAGUGGCGUUCAGAAGUUAACUUCUUGGGAAUGCUUUCACACCGAAAUCUGGUGAAGUUAUUGGGAUACUGUCGUGAAGACAAAGAGCUUCUGCUUGUCUACGAGUUCAUGCCCAAAGGAAGUCUUGAGAGUCAUCUUUUUAGACGAAACGAUCCUUUUCCUUGGGACUUAAGGAUCAAGAUUGUGAUCGGUGCAGCUCGUGGGCUUGCGUUUCUACACAGCUUACAAAGAGAAGUCAUCUAUAGAGACUUCAAAGCUUCCAAUAUACUUCUUGAUUCGAACUAUGACGCAAAGCUUUCAGAUUUCGGAUUAGCAAAGCUAGGACCAGCAGACGAGAAGUCACACGUUACAACUAGGAUCAUGGGCACAUAUGGUUAUGCUGCUCCUGAAUAUAUGGCAACAGGCCAUUUAUACGUUAAGAGUGACGUAUUCGCCUUUGGUGUGGUUUUACUAGAAAUAAUGACCGGACUGACGGCGCACAACACAAAAAGGCCCAGAGGACAAGAGAGUCUUGUCGACUGGUUAAGACCAGAACUCUCAAGCAAACACAGAGUGAAACAAAUAAUGGACAAAGGAAUCAAAGGUCAAUACACAACCCAAGUCGCGACCGAAAUGGCACGCAUUACACUUUCUUGUAUCGAGCCAGACCCGAAAAACCGACCACACAUGAAGGAAGUAGUCGACGUUCUCGCACAUAUCCAACGGCAUAAUGUCGUCCCUAACCGUUCUUCCACUAAACAGGCCGUUUCUAGCUCUUCACGUUCUUCGCCACAUCACUAUCACUAUAGAGCAGGUGGAAUUGGGGCUGGACGCAAGAGAGCAACGCCUGGACGGUUUGGAGUAGAAAAAGAAAUGGUUUCUUGAUAUUUUUUUUUCCGGCGGUAUGAAAUGGUUUUAGAGUCUUUUUGGUUUAAUUCUGUUUUUUUGUAUGGUUUACUACAUUUAUAGAUAAGUGUGCCCAUUCUAUAUUUUUUUUAAGUCUUCUGCUUUUUUUUUUUUGUCACUCAAAAGUGUUUUGCUUAUAGAGUUGAUAGUGGUAACAAAUAUAACUUCAUACA
Messenger RNA from Arabidopsis arenosa, 2361 nucleotides. The record is from the annotation of a GenBank genome assembly. NCBI's taxonomy places the organism in Eukaryota, Viridiplantae, Streptophyta, Magnoliopsida, Brassicales, Brassicaceae.